This is a messenger RNA of Eleginops maclovinus (Patagonian blennie), 6361 nucleotides long. RefSeq names its product CCR4-NOT transcription complex subunit 6. The transcript has 12 exons. Gene Ontology annotation, molecular function: protein binding; poly(A)-specific ribonuclease activity. Gene Ontology annotation, cellular component: CCR4-NOT complex; nucleus; cytoplasm. Gene Ontology annotation, biological process: nuclear-transcribed mRNA poly(A) tail shortening. NCBI's taxonomy places the organism in Eukaryota, Metazoa, Chordata, Actinopteri, Perciformes, Eleginopidae. The coding region runs from base 102 to 1781 and encodes 559 amino acids. The record is from RefSeq and is a predicted model, not a curated record.
CGCCAUGAUACAGCAGCGGAAACGGGUGCGAAGUAGCUAGAAAACAAAAGAGAACACGCAGUGGUCCUCGCGAUUUGGUAUGCUCUUGCAGUGUUAUAGGAAUGCCCAAGGAAAAAUAUGACCCGCCGGAUCCCAGGCGGAUGUACACAAUCAUGUCCACUGAGGAGGCAGCAAACGGGAAGAAGUCAUACUGGGCUGAGCUGGAAAUCAGCGGCCGAGUAAGGAGUCUCAGCACAUCCCUGUGGACUCUCACCCACCUCACUGCCCUGCACAUCAGUGACAACUCAUUGUCACGCAUCCCGCCAGACAUUGCCAAACUACAAAACCUGGUGUACCUGGAUCUCUCAUCCAAUAAGAUCAGGAGCCUGCCGGCCGAGCUCGGCAACAUGGUGUCUCUCAGGGAACUGCUUUUAAAUAACAACCAGUUGCGGGUUCUGCCUUUUGAAUUGGGGAAACUGUUUCAGUUACAAACACUGGGGUUGAAAGGAAACCCACUUGCACAAGAAAUUAUGAGCCUCUACCAGGAACCUGACGGCACGCGGAGACUGCUCAACUACUUGUUAGACAAUCUGGCAGGGGCUAUCAAGCGCAUACCAACAGAGAUGCCCCCAGCCCGGUCAUGGAUCUCAAUCGCGGAACCCGACAGGACACGGGAUUCGGCACUGUUCUCUGUGAUGUGCUACAAUGUGCUGUGUGAUAAGUACGCCACACGACAGCUAUAUGGCUACUGCCCCUCUUGGGCUCUUAACUGGGAAUACCGAAAAAAAUCCAUCAUGCAGGAGAUUAUGGGCUGCAGUGCAGACAUCAUCAGUUUGCAGGAAGUUGAGACGGAGCAGUACUACAAUUACUUCCUGCCAGAGCUGAAGGAGCAGGGAUACGAAGGGUUCUUCAGUCCAAAGUCACGAGCCAGGACAAUGUCAGAGUCAGACCGUAAACACGUGGAUGGUUGUGCCGUUUUCUUCAAGACGGAAAAGUUCAGCGCCGUGCAGAAGCAUACGGUGGAGUUCAACCAGCUGGCCAUGGCUAACUCCGAGGGCUCAGAGGCUAUGUUGAACAGGGUGAUGACCAAGGACAACAUCGGGGUAGCUGUGCUGCUUGAGGUCCGCAAAGAGAUGAUGGAGGCCUCCUCUGGAAAGUCACUCCAUGGCAUGGAGAAGCAGCUGCUUCUCAUAGCCAAUGCCCACAUGCACUGGGAUCCCGAGUACUCCGACGUGAAGCUGGUCCAGACCAUGAUGUUCCUGUCGGAGGUGAAGAACAUAGUGGACAAGGCCACGCGCAGCCUCAAGUUGUCCUCGGUCUCCGGUGAGACCAAUGCCAUUCCACUGGUGCUGUGCGCUGACCUCAACUCCCUGCCUGACUCUGGCGUGGUGGAGUACCUGAGUAGUGGGGGGGUGGACUGCACCCACAAGGACUUCAAGGAGCUUCGUUAUAGCGACAGCCUGACCAAAUUCAACUGCAACGGCAAGAACAGCACGUCCAACGGCAGGAUCACCCACGGCUUCAAGCUGAAGAGCGCUUACGAGAACGGCCUGAUGCCUUACACCAACUACACCUUCGACUUCAAGGGUGUCAUCGACUAUAUUUUCUACUCCAAGCCUCACCUGAACGUGCUGGGUAUCUUGGGCCCCCUGGACCCCCACUGGCUCGCAGAGAACAAUAUCAGCGGCUGCCCACACCCCCACAUCCCUUCCGACCACUUCUCCCUCUUCAGCCAGCUGGAGCUGCUCCUGCCCAACCUGCCCCCCCAGGUCAACGGGCUCCAUCUGCCUGCCCGCAGGUAGUGAGUCCCUGCCACACCACCAGGGGGAGCUGCAACCACAGCCCCUCCCUUUCAAACCCUCCUCCCUCCCACUACCAGCCCUUCCCUCCACCAUAGCGGAGGAGGAAGACAAACACACAACCUGUAAAAUAUUCGUACAGUGAGGUCUGGCCGACAGGGAUUUCGUAUAAUGUUAUAGAUAUUCUAUAUUUUUCUUUUUUCUUUCUCGUUUCUUUUCUUUUGUUCUUCUUUUAACUGCUCGAUUCAGUCCUGUUCGUGUAUCAUAAUUUGUGUUUUGGACUCCCUUCCCUCCUAAAAAGCCACCCACCUACUUUGCUUCUGUCUUUCAAACUAGAGGGGAUGGUAGCUCGUUCAGAUUGGUCUCAUGGGGAAGUGUUUGCUUUAGAGUCUGGGGAAGCUGAGCAGUGACUGAUGGGAUGACCUUCACCUAAAAAGCUCCACAGCUGGUCGUCUGCUUAUCUGUCUGUCCUGUAUAAACCUGAAACCAGCAAAGACAGCAGACUUGUCACUCUCAGACCUCCUUCAUUGGCUGGUGCUUGUUUUGUCCCAUUCUUUGGGCAGCCAGCGUACUUUCUCAGUCUUUCUUUGGGGUACACGUUUCUUGAGUCAGAUGUUGUCGGGUUAGAGCCGCUUUCAGCUGGUAGUUAAGCAUCCCAGGCAGCUCACAUGAAGUAAGCUUUCCUGCUGUCAUUCUGUGGUGCUGAGGCCUUUUGUGUGGUAACGGCCUCCCAUGGUGCUACAAGACAGUCGACACCUCUGACCCAAGCCCUGAUGCAUUAGCUACCAAACCCACAGCUGCCUCGAGACGCCAGAGAACUACAUGUCCCGUUUCACACGGGCUGUCCGUGGUAUUUGUGAGGGAGGGAUAUGGUGAGAAACUGAGAGCAGCUACCAUCCUGUUUGCAGAGUGUUUCACUCGCGCUUCUGUAGUGGUUAGGCUAGUCUUGUGCUUAUGAGCUCAUGUGGACCACGUAUCCCCCUUUUGGGCAAGGGAUUAAGGCUGAUGGGCAGAGCGAUGUGGGGCUUUCACAAAUCUUUUCUUUGUCGCGAUUACUUUUAGGGCAGAGAGAGCGAGUAAUGGCUGAUACACAGGAGUAAAACCAGCAUUCCUCUCACUGUCUGGAGUUGCCAUCCAACUCCACACAUGCAAGCAUACACACACACACACACACACACACACACACACACACACACACACACACACACACACACACACACACACACACACACACACUCACACUUAAUUGCAUACACACAGGUAAUUUGCAGGCAGAUCUGUAGCACUGUCUCCGAGGCCAGUAGUGACUUUCCCCAGCCAUAUAUUCCAUACACGAAAGCAGUGGUUUUUCACAAGUGUUUGUACAGAAUAGAAAUCUAGACUCAGUCUUUACAUGAUUGUAUAUGAACCACAAAAGACCUGUUUUCUGGUGUUUUUUGUACCAAGAGUAAAUUAUGAUCAGAUUUGAAAAGAUUGUAUUGUAAACUAUGGCUAAAUUUUUAUCCAGUUAAUGUUACCAGCUUGUACAAAAGACGUAGGAAGAGGUUGUUCAAGGCGUUCACUGUCACUACUUUGCACUCCCUAGAGAUUAACUGUAAUUAAUGUAUCCGUGGUUGUUUUAUCCCCCCCACCCCCCCCUGCUAUUGAUUUGAUUUGCCGGCAUAUUGCUGCGAUUGUAAAUAGACACUGAGUAAACUCUGCCUGUUGCUUCUUGCCCAUUAACAAAGCCAUUGAUCCACACUGCUGCCAUCAGUUCAGACAAAAGGACACGCACGGAUAAGUCACAGCCCACCAGUGACUCCAUCUGCUCCUCUCACGCGCUAGUGACGCGUGACCAAUACAACCGAUAGGAAUCCCACAUGUACAAGAAAACAUCGUGCCUCACUGUAGCAGUUGUCAUUGUCUUGCACUAUUUCCAUUUGACGAACGCCUGAACAACCUUUUCUCCUUUUAUUUUUAAAUACUGUUGAGACAUUUGUGAAGAUUUUAUGUCCUUUUAUUGGGUUUUUGUUAAUGUUGAUUUCCUUUUUUAUGAGCUGUGACAAUGUUAUGAUGAUGUGUAUAUCCUUCCUAUUCAUUGAGCUCUCUAGUAAUCAGGUAUGCUUUCGCCUCCAAACCCCCCACCCCCCACCCCACCCCACACUCACUUAAGGAACAUUAGGAGGAUGUCUAAUCUUUAUUAAAUCCUGCGAUUGUUUAGCUCCGUAUUUGUACCUUCACACAGCUCUGUGCCCAGUCCCCCCCCCCCCAAAAAAAGAAAUGUCUUGCCCUUAGCUCCUUCCCCGGCCAUCAAUUUUAAACCUCCUUAAGCCGGUCUUUCACUCUAUAUGCCCAACCUCAGACCUCCCCCCACUAUAUUAAUCAAGCGGUGUCUUUUUAACCCCUUUGCUCAACCACUUUGUAAAGUUCUCUUACCCUCGUCACUGCAGCUAUAGUGCCAUCUGUGGACCUCCCUACCUCUGUAUUGAAAAAGGUGGAAGGCCCAUUUUGCUCUGCUUUUUGAAGGAACAGGGGAUGAGGGGCAGCUCAGCUUUUUCUCUCUGAAAGCCAGGCAAAGAAGUUGCUAUGACUCAAAUUUGUCACAUCCCGACCAACAGGAAAUCUGCCCGAUGAAUUCCACAGACUUGUUUUUACACGAUGCACCGUAUGAUGAGCACUUAGUAGAUUCAGAUGCAGCUCCCCUCACUUCUUGGCCCGUCAUAUUAUCAAAUGAAUUUACCUAAAUGUAUAUGAUGAAAUUACAUUUUUAAACCAAGAGGGAAGCAAGUUAAGAAUAAGCUUAGACCUCAGAUCAAGGUUUUUCCCAUUUGUUUCCCCCUACAAGUUUGUCUUUUAACCUUUUUUUGUUUUCCAGUGGAAAGCAAUGUGUCCAGUUUGAUUAUUUUUUUUCCUUGAAUGGCAUUAGUAUUGUAGUAGAUUUAAAGGCUAGCUUUUUUUGUAAAGUGUGAAUAAAAGAUGUAACUCAUGUUUCCUUUCUAAAAAGAUAUUGAAUUGUGUUGUUGAAUUCUAUGAUGGUGUUAUGUUUGCUACAUUGUUUUUACUUUCACUAGGUAUAUUUUCCCCCCAUAUACUCUUAUUCCCAUCACAAACCAAAUCCUCUGUAGAAAUCAUGAGACAUUGACGGGUUGAUUGGAGGAGCUGAAUGUUCCUGAUGAUGCCUCGUAGAAUGAAGGACUGAGAGCGUAUGGAGGGAAAAGUAUCUGCAGCAGUGGUAUUAGUAAAACUUUCAGAACAGGGAUUUUUUUUAUUUUACUUUUCAGCUUUAUUUUGGAUGUUGUAUGGCACUAGCUGGACAGUGCGAGUGCCUGUAGGCUAGGGCAGCAGAGCUGUCUUGCUAGUGGCUGCAGUUCAGUACUAGAGAAAACUGUUCUGUUGUUUUUAGGACUAAGCUGGUCCCUAGACUGCUCCUGUGAUGAUUUGAGUUCUACUAGACCAUUUCACUCUUCUUGUGCAUCACAGUGGAUAAUCAUGUUACAUUAUUUAGCUAGUAGAUGCUUUUGAUAGUCACUGACCUGACUCUAGUCCUUUUGCUUGUUGACCCCGAUCCUCCCCAUCGCCCCCUUGUUUACCACACACUAUGACUUUUCACGGAAAAACUGGCAAAUCACAGAGCUGAGUUAUAUCACCCUGUAAGCUUUGGCGAGUAAUCACAUUGUUGGCUUUGUACUUUCCAAUGUUGCAUUGUGUUUCGUAGUUGGCUUGUUUAGGCUUAGAGUAAUUUCCCAAGCUGCAUCUCUUUCUAACGGUGCACACCAAAGCUGCUUGUAGUCUCCGUGUAGAGCAAGUUUCACCAACCAGUCACUCGUUGUUUAAUUUUCCCCCCAAUUCUGAAUCAUAGUCUUCAUGAAAAGUAGGGCUGUAAGGAAAGCAAGAUACUUUUGUCCUUUUUCCUUGAUCACAUGAACACGUUGCGUCCAUAUCCAUACUCUUGUUGGGGUUUUGUUUCAGUCGGCUAAUUUUAAAUGCAUCCUUUUCCAAAAUAAACUUGGCAAUAAUAACAAACAUUCAGACACAUUUAGAAUGGGUUUUUAAAUAUUUUAUCUGGAAUAUGUAGCUAUCUCAUCUUUCAAUCUGUGGUCGUUUGUUUUGCCUUUGCACUCCAUCUUUAAACACCUUUCCUUUCCCCUUUAUUCACCAUCUUGUAUAUUUGCUCAUCUUCUCCCUGCCGAUCUAGUAGUAGUUGUUCAAUGAUCAGGAUUGUCUAACUGUAGUCAGCUAAGUACAUAUAUUGAUCUGUGUCACUGUGUUUAUGCACUGGACCAACUAUUGUUUACCAUUCAUCAAAUACCAGCAAAAAAAAAGGAAUAUUGACAAAACACUUGCACAAUGUUGUAGAAUGUCCAUUAAUCCCGACGAGAAAUCAAGGCAGCUGUUUUCAAAUCAACUCAUACUGUUUUAAAAAGAAACUGAAUGGUAAACAAUGCUUUUCGUUGUACCCCUUAGCCGUCCUUUCUAUUCUCUUUGGACUAGUUUGGUUCUUUUUAUUAUUUCCGUUUGACUACAGGUUCUGCUUGUUUCCUUUACACCUUCCUAUGUAUUUUCCUACUUCUGGUUGAAAAUAAAUUCUAUAUUAUCUGUUUCAA